AUGAGGUCCUCUCUUCGUGGCAUGCGAGGCCGUUUCAUCGUUAUCGUUCCCAUUUUGGUUAUCCUGUCACCUCUCCCACAGGCGAAUGCCCAGUACUUCAUCCAUUCUCUCAGCAUUGGAGAGUCCUUAUGCAAUUCUGACGUCGUGGCGGGAACCAUGAUCUCGGUUGCAUGGACUGUCGACAACAUCAGUGUUACCGGCAACGAUACCUGCUGGUUGGCCAUCCGUCCCACAUGGAACACUGUUGACGACAACGCAUACGUGAAUGGUGUUCAUAUAAAGUGCUCAUUCACCUCCACCAAUAUCAACAUUCCCCUUACGCCUUUCGAUAAGGAUUUACCGUUCAAUGGAAGUACAUACUCUGUCAGGCUGAUAUCUCCCGCUCCCAACAAUAUCAUGUUGGAUUCUUGCCCUUUCUCGAUCCAAGCACAAGGAUGGCAGCCGCCGUUGAGUGAGUCCGAUAGACUUGCACAACAAGCAAACGUUCUUGCAAACCAGGCCAACCAAGCUACUCGGACGAGCACCAUCAUCGGUGGUCUUGGUCUCGCGGUGGCUCUCCUCGCGGCCUUCCUUGGGGCUUAUCUAGCACACUACUUGCAGCAGCGAAGACCACGACCGGUGGCUUUGUCAAACGUGUGCAGACGAGCUAGACGUCAGAAAUCGAUGGUUUCUACGGUUCAACAAGACCCCGGUGUCAUGACUCAAUGGUUUGAUGUGUGA
Messenger RNA from Aureobasidium namibiae CBS 147.97, 720 nucleotides. RefSeq lists its product as uncharacterized. NCBI's taxonomy places the organism in Eukaryota, Fungi, Ascomycota, Dothideomycetes, Dothideales, Saccotheciaceae. The transcript is spliced from 3 exons. The record is from RefSeq and is a predicted model, not a curated record. Bases 1 to 720 code for a protein of 239 amino acids.